CUUGAGUGUGAUACAUAUCAAACUGUGUGUGUGUCUCUCUCUCUUGACUUAAUAAUUUUCAACCCUAAUGCUCCUGCAGCCGAAUUUGUUUUUUUCCCUUUUUCCUUUCAUUUAUAUUCACUUUUCUGUUUCUUUCUUUAACCUUUCCUUUUCACUUUUCCUUUGCACAGACGAUCGUUUUCAAACCCCAUAAGCUCCACUAAGUACCUUUUUCCGUCCAAUUCCUCGUACACUCACGCGCGCGUACAUACGACAUGUCCUACAACAACAACAACAACCAAAAGCCGUCCAUUUACGAUUCAUUGCCCAUGCUGGAUUCAUGGUAUCAGAAGCAGCCCAUCAUGUCGCCUUCUGUACAUCACCAUUUCCCGAGCGCUGCUACUGCGACUUGUGUAGCUAGCGAUCGCGCUUCAAACAGUCCAACGCAACAAAGACGUGCUCGUCGUCGCAAUAACCAUGCGGUCCAAUUCUCGGUCGAUCCACCCAUGGUCCAUUACGUGCGUCAUUCGACACGAGCAGACGUUCAUGACGAGGACGAGGAUCAAGAUAAUGGUGACAGUAGCAGAGCAGCGCGGAUCAAUAGUGUGAAAUCGAUCAUGAAGAGCCUGCUAUUUAAACAUACUCGUCGUAUAAUAGCAUGAUAGCUAUAUAUUAUCACCACGAGUGGUACAUACA
Molecule: messenger RNA, 675 nt
Organism: Zychaea mexicana
Lineage: Eukaryota; Fungi; Mucoromycota; Mucoromycetes; Mucorales; Lichtheimiaceae
Exons: 2
Coding region: 255-641 (128 amino acids)
Source: RefSeq, a predicted model, not a curated record